This is a messenger RNA of Capsicum annuum, 2015 nucleotides long. RefSeq names its product wax ester synthase/diacylglycerol acyltransferase 11. Gene Ontology annotation, molecular function: long-chain-alcohol O-fatty-acyltransferase activity; diacylglycerol O-acyltransferase activity. Gene Ontology annotation, cellular component: plasma membrane. The record is from RefSeq and is a predicted model, not a curated record. The coding region runs from base 413 to 1903 and encodes 496 amino acids. Gene Ontology annotation, biological process: triglyceride biosynthetic process. NCBI's taxonomy places the organism in Eukaryota, Viridiplantae, Streptophyta, Magnoliopsida, Solanales, Solanaceae. The transcript has 7 exons.
GUCGUUGGUUGCAAUGCUGAUGAUUUUUUACAGCAAACGAGAGCAUUUAUUUAUAGCUCAAGUGAUCGUGCGCCUCAAGCUUUGAUAUAAGUGUAAGAAAUUUUGGAGUGUUAGAAUUCUUAGUUAAUUCUCUUUAUGCCUCACAUUGCUCUUUGUCAGCCACUUGCUUUUACCUUUUCAAUUUUCAUCCACACUUUUUAUUUUGACUCCUCAAAUACAUUUUAAAAUACUAUAGUUCUUUGAAAUAAUCUAUUCAAGAAAAGGAAAUCGAUCGAUCUACUCCUUGUGCACCCAAUAAAUCUUCCAUUCUUCUAUAAAUAAUUUUUAGAAAUAUUCGCCUCGUAGUUGGGUGGGUUAUCAAUAUCAUCAUCACUUAAUAUUAUCAUUGAGGAUCAGGGUGGUGGAUUUAAAGAUGAAUCUCAAACCUAUACGAAUAAUAUCAAAAAAUUCAGAUGAUGAUGAUGAAAACGGUGGAGAAGAAGCAACAUUACUAAGUCCAUCUUCUCGAGUGUUUCAUGUGCCUGACUUCAAUAUUUACAUCGUAGCUAUCAUGGGCUGGAAAGUACCAAUUGAGAUUGACUCUAUCAAAGCUGAAUUCCAACGCAAGUUGCUUAAGCACCCACGCUUUUCGAGUUUGCAGGUUAUGGACGAGUUAAGUCAUGAUGGCAAUGGAGAAAUAAGAUGGGUUCCCACGACAGUGAAUAUAGAUGAUCAUAUCAUAUUGCCCCAGAUCGCCCAUAAUAAUAUGGAUACAGACAAAUUGGUCGAGCAGUAUAUAUCAAACCUAAGCACGACCACUAUUGACAUGUCGAAACCUCUAUGGGAUUUUCACGUCCUUAACAUGAAAACCUCACAAGCCGAGGCAACUUCUAUUUUCCGUUUUCAUCAUUCUCUUGGAGAUGGAGUUGCCCUUAUGUCCCUCUUACUCUCUUGUUUUCGGACAAUCUCGGAUCCUACUUGUCUGCCCACACUUCCACCUUCUUCUAAGGGCAAAUCGAAUUUAUCAAUAAGCAAUAUUUGGUCACUGAUAUGGCAGUACCUCGUAAAAUUGUGGGUGCUCAUCAACCUCUUGUUCAACACAGUUAUGGAUGUUUUGCUUAUUGCAGCGACAAUGCUCGUCUUGAAGGACUCUCAAUCACCUUUCACGAUUGCACAUAAAUCCAAUCGUCAAAGAUUUAUCUAUCGGACUGUUAGCUUGGAUGACAUCAAAUUUAUUAAGAAUACAACAAAUGUUACGAUUAAUGACGUUAUAUUGGGGAUAACACAAGCAGCUUUUUCUCGCUAUAUCGACAGAAACUAUGAAGUUGAAGGUAAGGGCAAGAUGUGGCUAGAACGAAGAAUUAGAUGCAGAGCCGCUGUAGCGGUGAAUUUGAGACCAUCUUUAGGAGUUCAAGCUAUAGCUGAAAUGAUUGAGAAGAAUGCUACUGUAAUACAAGGAAAUUGUUUCAGCUUUGCCAUAAUGCCAUUAAAUAUAUCCCAGUUAGAGGAUCCUCUGGAUUAUGUUCGCAAAGCUAAAAUGUCAAUGGAUCGAAAGAAGCAUUCUCUUGAGACUCGAUGCAUCUUUUAUAUUUUACAACUCAUCUUCAAGUUCUUUGGCAUUAGGGGUGUGACAACACUUGGAAGAGUUCUAUCCCAUACAACACUAAUGUUUUCAAACGUAGCCGGUCCGCUUGAAGAAGUUUCUUUGGCAGGCCAUCCACUGGCAUUCCUUGCACCAACAUGUUAUGGACAUCCCACUGGGCUAAUGGUCCAUGCGUGUAGCUAUGCCAAGCAGUUAACAUUUGUUGUAGCAGUUGAUGAAGGAUUAAUUCCAGAUCCUAACCAGCUUGGCGAUGAUUUUGUCGAUUCAUUUAUGCUUAUCAACGAGGCUGCUAUCACAAAAUCGAGAACCAAAGUUGACUAGCUAAUUACACUGCAUUUGAAAGCUCCUCAAUAAAACUUGAAAUUUGGUCCUUAUGUGAUGAUAUGUACGUACACUUAAUUAUAUACUAUUUGAUUUUGUAUUAUUGUCGUAA